AUGGCUGUAUUAAACAGACUUGAUGAAGCGGGAAACAACACAGCUGUAUUAAACAGACAUGAUGAAGCAGGAAACAACACAGCUGUAUUAAACAGACUGGACGAGGCAGGAAACAACACAGCUGUAUUAAACAGACCUGAUGACGCGGGAAACAACACAGCUGUAUUAAACAGACAUGAUGAAGCAGGAAACAACACAGCUGUAUUAAACAGACUGGACGAGGCAGGAAACAACACAGCUGUAUUAAACAGACAUGAUGAAGCAGGAAACAACACAGCUGUAUUAAACAGACUGGACGAGGCAGGAAACAACACAGCUGUAUUAAACAGACCUGAUGACGCAGGAAACAACACAGCUGUAUUAAACAGACAUGAUGACGCGGGAAACAACAUAGCUGUAUUAAACAGACAUGUUGACGCGGGAAACAACACGGCUGUAUAA
This is a messenger RNA of Mya arenaria, 441 nucleotides long. Its product is annotated as variant surface antigen F-like. The record is from RefSeq and is a predicted model, not a curated record. Lineage: Eukaryota; Metazoa; Mollusca; Bivalvia; Myida; Myidae. The coding region runs from base 1 to 441 and encodes 146 amino acids. The transcript has a single exon.